Messenger RNA from Parnassius apollo (apollo), 9189 nucleotides. The record is from the annotation of a GenBank genome assembly. Lineage: Eukaryota; Metazoa; Arthropoda; Insecta; Lepidoptera; Papilionidae.
AUGAUAACAUCAGAAGAAUCUGAUUCCCUGAGUACCGUGCCAUCGGAUGGGCAUCCCGAAGAUGCAUCAGGAACAGAAGAGGCUCCAUCGUCGAUGGUGUCUAGUGAGGGUGAUUCUGAGGGUAGUGUAAUAUCGGAACAUAGACCACAUGACAGUGAACCGCCCCUUACUUUCACCAAUGACAUUAGUCCCACUGAAACUCACACAUUACUAGAUAGAUCUGCACCCACACCCACUACAACAGACUGGCGUAAUGUAGGCAAUUCUUUGGUAUCAAUUAUUUCUACCAGAGGCUCCAUGCUACCUUGGGGUCCUCACAAAGGUCCUGUUAUAGCAUCUACAGAUUCAGACUUGCGCCCUGGAGAGUUCGUCAUGAGGCUGUUGUUUACUGAGUUUACUGUCCAAGCUGAGAGAAAAAUGGAAGCUGUAAUGGCUGAACCAAUUGAAAAGCCUUUGAAUAAAACUCUCCAGCGUGGUGAGGAUCCACAACUUGAUCAAAUUCUAUCAGCUUUCGGUACAGUCGCCGAACACUGUCUUCCUUCAUUGCUUCGUGCUCUUUUUGGUUGGUUGGAGCGUCAAAUGGCUGAUUCGCCACAACUAAAUGAACAGGCUAAGAAACCACAUCAGGAUCUUCGUAAUAAAAGUAUAAUUUACAUAGUGUCAGGCAGUGGCGCCGGUACAGAGACAGUAGAACGCAGCUGUGAAGAGUUGCAAGCGGAGAGACGCGACCUUGCUGUAGAGUUCCUAUUUUGCCUUGCACUGAUCGAAGUGCUUCGUCAGCUUCCUUUUCACCCGGGUCAUGAGGAUCUUGUGCACUAUAUAGAAACACUGGCCUUCAAACGCUUUAAUUACAAGGAAGGCCUGCAGUCGAAUCCGAAUGCGGCAAAUGUGCACAUAAUCGCUGACCUGUAUGCUGAAGUUAUAGGUGUUCUAGCGCAGUCACGAUUCGCAUCUGUCAGGAAACGUUUCACAGCAGAGCUCAAGGAGCUUAAGAGCAGAGAACCAUCCCCGCAUACAACGCAGAGCAUAAUAUCAUUACUCAUGGGAAUGAAGUUCUUCCGUGUAAAGAUGGUUCCCAUAGAGGAGUUUGAGGCGUCCUUUCAGUUCUUGCAGGAGUGUGCUCAGUAUUUUCUCGAAGUCAAGGACAAGGAUAUACGGCACGCUUUAGCUGGGCUUUUUGUCGAAAUACUAGUACCUGUUGCUGCAACGGUGAAGAAUGAAGUAAAUGUGCCCUGCCUAAAAAACUUUGUUGAAAUGUUGUAUAGUCAUACACUCGACGCAAGCACUAAGUCUAAGCAUCGGCUGGCGCUGUUUCCUCUGGUUACUUGCCUACUCUGUGUCUCGCAGAAACAGUUUUUCCUCGCAAACUGGCAUUGCUUCCUUGCCAUGUGUUUGUCUCAUCUGAAGAACCGGGAUCCAAAGAUGUGUAGGGUGGCCUUAGAGGCGCUAUAUCGCCUGCUUUGGGUAUACAUGAUAAGAAUCAAAUGCGAGAGCAAUUCUGCAACCCAAUCUAGACUCCAAAGCAUAGUGAACUCCUUAUUCCCUAAAGGGUCUAAGGGAGUAGUGCCACGUGAUACGCCGUUAAACAUCUUCGUGAAAAUCAUUCAGUUCAUCGCACAAGAAAGGCUGGACUUUGCCAUGAGGGAAAUAGUAUUUGAUUUGCUCAUGGUGGGAAGGCCCAUUAAGAUAAUAAUGACUCCAGAGAGAAUGUCCAUCGGGCUGCGUGCGUUUUUGGUUGUUGCUGACAGCUUACAGCAAAAGGAGGGUGAACCACCGAUGCCAAGGACGUCCGGGACUUUACCCUCUGGCAAUACUUUAAGAGUUAAAAAGACCUUCCUCAACAAAAUGUUGACAGACGAGACUGCAAGGUCAAUCGGGAUGAGUGCUUAUUUUCCAUAUGUGAGACGGGUAUUAGUGGAGAUAUUGAGGGCAUUAGACGCACAUUAUGGAAGACCGUUAAUGUUGACUAAUACUCAAAAUGUAACUAAGGAGCAGGAGAUCAAUACAGGGGAAAGGAAACCGCGAAUAGAUCUGUUUAGAACUUGUGUUGCUGCCAUACCGAGAUUAAUACCCGAAGGCAUGAGCUCCAGUGAACUAGUGGACCUCCUGUGUAGAUUGACAGUACACAUGGAUGAGGAACUUCGCGGUCUCUCAUUCCAAAGCCUUCAGACUCUUAUCGUGGAUUUUCCGGAAUGGCGACAGGAUGUACUUGCUGGUUUCACCCAGUUUCUUGCCAAAGAAGUCCAGGACACUUCACCUCAGCUAGUGGAGAAUGGUUUAAGGAUGUUACUACAGCUGAUAACGAGUUGGAAAAAUGGUGAACCCGUUGUGAUAGCUCCAGCACCUCUAAAGCAAGAACCUCUGGCGUCAGUUGUCAGAGGAGCUGAGGCUUUGGGUCUGGUGAUGUUGUGCCAGUGUAAAUCAUAUCCCAGAAGAUUGGCUGUGCAUGUGCUUAGGGAAAUUAAAUAUCUCCUAGACAAGUUGCAACUAACACGCGACGAGCCGGCCCUGAUCGACGCGGCAGAUGCGCAUGUGCCAUAUUUCGCGGAGAAAUGUCUGCCAAUAUUGCCACCCACUGAGAAGCAGGCCAUCCUAGCAGCUGGUCAACCCGACCUUGUAUGGAUCGCAGAAAGGAGCCAUGCUGUGUGGACUGCUGGUAUUCAACAUGAUGAAACAUCCACUAAAAACAGCUGGAGUGGAAGUGCUUCAAAUGGCGCUGAUCCCUGGGAGGUAAUACUGUAUGGCUUAUUAGAGCGCAGCCGUGUGCCCGCCAGAUGUCCCGCCACCAUACUGCAAGCGUGGCCAAUACUCCACGCGAGGAUACAUGCCCUCUACACAAUCAUUGAACCUGCACCUGUGAAUGACAAUCGCGCCUCACUCCUUUCUCGUGGACCAGCGUUACCUAGAAAGCCUGAGAAAGAAAGAGAUGGGUACAUGCAGGUUUGGAAAUAUUACAUGACUAUGGCGUAUUUGGUAGUACCAGCUGUGCCUAGUCCAGUAAUACGCUGCGCUAGUCCAGAUCUCAGCCUCAGUAACACGGAGCCGGAGGGAUGGCUCGGCCUGCCCGCCCUCAGUUCCUCGAGCGAGAGCCUCAACGCGCCCGGCGGCUUCUUCACGCUGCCCUUGAGCUAUGCCCGUGCGCAUAGACAUCACAAACGGACGAGUUCGUCUCCGGAUUCGCUUAGCGAGCGUAGCGGUGGCGAAGCUCGAAGUUCGCAGGCAUCGCCAGGAUCAUUGCAUAAGCUUGCGGUACCUCUCGUGCGAUGCGAGGUGCCCGAAGUGCGCGAUGCUGCAGUAUCAGCAUGCGGACACAUCAACGCCGACGCUCUAAAAGACUUAUUCGAAGAGCUUCUGCCCAUAUUGCGCGAAGCGGUAGAUCGCAAGCAGGAAAACAUGCGUCGGCGUCGUCGUAGGGACGCAUUGCGUCUACAUCUUAACAAGAUGCUUCUCAUCAUAGCGCAGCGAAACACGUUUUCUAGCAGUUCAUUCGCAUUGGAAGCCGGUAGUUUACACGCGUCAAUCACCGAGUAUUUGGACGGAGUACGGCAAUGUCUUGAAGUAGAGGCGGAAAAAGAUGCGCCAGCGGCCAGGGAGCAACGCCUAACCUUCGCUGACUUCGUCACCGAGCUCGUCAAGAGUUUCCCGCUGGAAAUGUACGGAUCGCUGAUGAAGAAGGAUCUUUGCAAGGGUUUGUUCUCGCUGUUCGCGGGCUUUUGUGGACCCUUAGCGAAACACCUCGGAUCUCUUGUAACGCAGCCGCAACAGUCUCCGGUAGAAGUCGACGAACGCUUGAAUCUCUCUGCACUUCGGGCAAUGAGCGCGCUCGUAUGUUGCGGGCCGUGUUUCGCACCGACCGCUCUAGCAGAAGACGGCUCUCUGUAUCCAUGGCUGAGCGAAAUGCUUUCUUCUACUAACGAUAAGGUAUAUGAACUGGCACGUGAGACAAUAGUGCUUCUGCUGGACUGCAACCCAGAUAUUGGACCAUUGUUAGACUGGACAGUUGACAAGUGCUUCACGGGACCCCCACGGGUCGCUGACGGCUGCUUCAUGGCACUCGCAACUAUAUUCAGCGCGAGGGAAUACCCUUGCGACCACUACACUGCUAUCAUCAACGUCACACUUAUGUGUACUGGUUGUCCUCGUGCUCCUGUCCAUGAAAGUGCACUCCAGUUGCUUCAACUUCUUGACAAACGUUUCUUCGGUGCUGUGGGUCCUCUACAAGCUGACGACGAUGUUGGUUCAGAAAAGGGAAGAGGAACUUUAGAUGUUCUGCUCUGCACCACCUACUGUCGCUCGCAACUCUACCUUUCCCGUCAGUUGUCGCAGUUACACCCGGAGCUUACCAUGCCAAUGUUUUCUGAAAUAACGGCACGUUUUCAAACGGCAAGGACGGAAGUGCGUCAACUGCUGCUACAGUAUCUACUGCCUUGGCUUGUCAACAUCGAGUUAGUGGAUCCAAAUGUACCACCCGCCAAUCCACUUUCCUAUAUACAGUACUAUGCGGCAGAAGGUGGGCGCAGUGUAAGGCGCGAAGGACUCGGCUCCGCUGAGGCCACUGAAAUGGUCCUCAAUAACUUAUUUUACAUAACUGCAAAGUUCUCGGACAAUCACCCGAAGGAGAUCGAAGAGCUAUGGUCGACGCUGUGUGCCUGUUGGCCCAACAACUUAAAGGUUAUCAUCCGUUACCUCAUCAUCGUCUCAGGAAUGGCACCUAAUGAACUGUUACCAUAUGCUAAACGAGUUGUGCUGUAUCUGGCCCGCUCGCGUCCUGAACGUCUCCUUGACGAGAUGAUGACGGAACUGCAGACCGUCGAAACGCUUAACUGUCUCAUCGAGCGUACAGAAACGCCUCCUUUCUAUCGUCUGACAUCUAUGAGGAAGGCCACUUCGGGACAUAGCGAUGGACCUGGUACUGGUCCGCAGGACGCAACUGGAAGGACCGGUGAACUAGCUCCUGUUGAAAAAGGGACGAUUCAUACGAAGAGGCACAGUGGCGAGGACCCAGCGAAAUCUUGCGGUGGAAAGGGUCCCGAAAGCUUAGGAGGUAGAGCGCAGGACAAGCGAUCGUCCGCGCCGCCAUGCACCACUCCGCCAGCCGAUGAGGAUCCUUCACCUCCUUCUGAUGGCGACGCCACUCCGACUGGACUAGGACCCGAGCCGCACGCGACCCCCACCGGCAGUGCGCCUACAACACCGCAAGAGUCGAGGGUUGACGUGCCACAGCCGAGGCCUUUGCCGAUGCCGGAGUACGGUGGAUAUUUCGCACUGCUCACCGAAUAUUUGCCUGACAGUAGCCAGCCUAUAUCAGGCUUCCACAGGUGCAACGUAGCGGUGAUGCUGCUCUGCGACGUGGUGUUGGACGGUGUAGAAAUCGACUGGUCUAUCCACGUGCCGCUCAUGCUACACAUAGUUUUCCUUGGCAUGGACCACACCAGGUGGAUAGUGCACCAGCACUGCCGUCAACUAUUGCUCAACUUGCUGGUGGCCGUGGCGGCCCAUCAUGACCAUUUGACGGUGGCGAGGACUUUGCUCGCAAGCCGCUCAGCUCAGCUCGGCCUUGGAGUCACAGCACCAACACUCCUGCUCAUACCGCACAACUUCACAGAACCCGAUGCGGUUUUCGACAAGCACGCGCAUUGCGGUCACUCCCCGCGCGCGCACGCACGCUCGCUGAGUUCCGACCCGCAUGUCACGCCCGAAGGUGAAGCAGACAAGUACCCAUCACUGCCAGUUAUAAUAACGGGCGAAGCGGAGCCUGAAGCAGAGCCGCCAGAAGCGGAGCCAGCGGAACUACCUGUGGCUGAUGUCAUUAAGUCGCUUGUACACUUCCUCGCCAACCGACCAACGCACAUGCCGCUCUGGCAAUACGAGGAUAUAACUGCCAAAGUGUGGAGCUUGCGCAGCUGCCAGCAGAUGGCGACACUUGUUCGGCACGCGUUGCGCGUGUUUCGCGAAUCUUUGCCACACGCGUUGGUAUCAGAACGAUGGGCGCAAACUGCUUUACAACUCGGCCUCUCGUGUCCCUCGCGACACUACGCCGGUCGCUCGUUGCAGGUAUUCCGUUUUAUCGGUGUAGCGAUGACGGGACGGAUGGUGACAGAUAUACUAUCUCGCCUGGUGGAGACGGUAGCGGAACAAGGAGAGGACAUGCAGGGAUAUGUUACUGAACUCCUGCUCACCUUGGAAGCAGCUGUCGACUCCCUCGAAUCCAACUUCAGACCGCUGGACUACAUGCGGGACAUUUUCAAAUCUACCCCCAAUUUGAAUAAUAAAGAUGGUGGUCAGCAGCCCAAUGGCGCCGUGUUUGCUGCAGGCAAACGAUCUCCAGGCGUGUGCGUUGGCUGCGUGAGUAACCAUACUCGGAGCACGAGCUACUCUGUUUCAUACUGCGUGCGUAAAAGUAACGCGCCGCCGUCUACAUCUGAAAAACAAUCUCAUGACCGUACUCGGCCCUGUAGCGACGCAUCCAAGGGGUGUUCAAACCUUUGUCGUUCACGUUCAGCACAAUCGCUAAAACUGCUCGGGGACAGCGCAACACAGGUAUCGAACACUCCGCAGGAUGACAAACUCACGAUCCUAGCGACUCUGUUCUGGGUGGGCGCAUCGCUUCUGGAAUCUGAUUACGAGCACGAGUUCCUACUGGGCGUCCGUUUGCUGGCCCGUGUAAUGGCGCGGCUCCCACUGGAUAGGCCAGAUGCUCGCGAGCGUCUUGACCGCACACAAGCACAUACCGCGCCUUCUCUACACGCGCUGCUGCUCAAGGGCUGCACUCACCCCAAUACUUACGAACCCGUAGUGGGUGUUCUAGCAGAUAUGAUACCACUCCUGGAACUGCCCGUAAUCGACCCAACACAGUCUUUGGCCUUCCCCAUGACAGUAGUAGCUCUGCUGCCGUACAUGCUGCUCCACUAUGAGGAUGCGAACGAGCUUUGCGUAAGAGCUGCUUGCCAUAUUGCACAGUUCACAGCAGAGAAGAGCAAGAAGUUAGAGAACCUCGGUACAGUAAUGACCUUAUACUCGAGACGCACCUUCAGCAAAGAGAGCUUCCAAUGGACGAAAUGUGUGGUCAAGUACCUAUGGGACACGUAUUCGCAUCUCUCACUACAGAUGCUUGCAUUUUUGGUCGAAGUAUUGGAAAAGGGCGCCGUGAAUCUCCAGCUACCCGUUCUGUCGAUCUUGCACUGCAUGCUUCACUAUGUGGAACUGAACGCCCCAGCAGCCCAGUCCGUGAACGCGGACCUACUUCGUGCCGUUGCCAAAUUCAUUGACCAGGACGGGAACAAUUAUAAAGAGGCGAUGAAGAUACUGAAGUUGGUUGUGACGCGAUGCUCUACACUAGUGGUACCACCACAUUGGGACAACCACGCCUCGUCAAUACUUGACACUGAGCUGCAUGGGAAAAAGGAGCUCCCGGGACGCACUAUGGACUUCACGUUUGACCUGUCGCAAACGCCCGUCAUCGGGCGAAAAUAUUUACCAAAGGGAAGUAGCCAGCCAGCGACUGGACCCAGUUCACUCUCUAACGCUUCGACAGUCACCCCCGAUAAAGGGUCAUCAACAUCCGGUUCGGCCUCAACUGUGGUAGGUCCGGAGAGCGGGGAGAGAGCUGGGAGUGGGGCUGCAACUCAACCCCAAAAUGCUGCCUCUCCCCGCCGUUCGCUUUCCCUCUCCCCCGCUGACGCCCUUGCCUCUGGAUGGAAACGUCCUUGGAUGUCGCAGAGUCGUGUGCGGGAGUGUCUCGUUAAUCUCCUAACAACUUGUGGCCAAAGAGUGGGAUUGCCUAAGAGUCCAUCUGAUGAUUUAAUAACCACUUUAUGUUCUAAGGUGAUAUUCAGUCAGAGUUCGGAGCUUCUAGAGCGGGAAUCAUCUAUGGCGUCAUCCCUAGAAGAAGUUUCUGGAACUCCCGGCAACGAGCCGUCUGGUGGAGCGCCGCCCACUGAUCAUUUUGGCGUCUUCAAGGACUUUGACUUCCUGGAAUACGAAAGCGAGAGUAUCGAAGGAGAGAGUUCGGACAACUUUAACUGGGGCGUACGAAGGCGGCUGCCUAGUGAGGAGAGGGGAGUGGCUGAACGGAGCCCACCAGCGCAUCGGACAAGUAAACACGACGCACAUCAUACUGCCAAACCGCUAGGUCACGAGGACUCAUCAGACGAAGAAGCCGGUUGGGAUGAAGCAAGUGGGUCACGAGGCGACGCCGAUACCAGCGGUGGGCACGAAUUAGCGCUUCGCCCACGAGCCCAUUCUUUCUCGAGCGCGUCCAGCGGCGAACCAGACGUGGAGCGCGGCGACGUGACGCCGGUGCCGUGUGUGGCGACGAGCGUGACGUUGCGCGACGCGUGGCGAUGCUCCGUCGGCGCGUUGUUGCGCCACGCGGCGCAUCUCCCGCCACUGGCGCUAGUGCACCGCCUGCACACCGUGCUCAAGGAGGUGACCAGCAAAACCGUGUCCGUGUGCGGCGAGGGAGCGCUCGGGAGUGGUACAGGGGGUGUAGGAGGUGUCGGUGGAGCAGGUGAAUUGGCUGCGAUAGUGGAGAGGCUUGCCGGUGAGGAGCCGCCAUUGCUGUGGGUGGGUCCAGCAGCUGCUGAUUGUGCUCGAGUUCGAGAUGCAGUCCGAUUCGCCGCCCUCGAGAUCAACGAGCACCUCGAGACGUACUUCGAUAGACGUGAACACGCGCUUGAGAUGCUGGAGUUGUCACGCAGUGGAGAAGAAACUACUCGCAGUUUGUACAAGCUCAUCUUUCAGCUUCUUCUCUUGUUAGAGACCAAUAACAAAAUGGUGGUUGCCGUAUAUCACGCCGCACUCGAUAAUAGGGGCGUGGAAAUGAGUGGCGCAGUGUGCGCGGUUCGUAACGCACUGGCGGCGAGUGCGGCCGACUCGUGGGGCGAAGCGUGUGAGCAGUCGCCCGCGCCGCACGACGACGCGCGCCUCACCCACCUCAUGCAGCGCCAGAGGUGGGCUGCAGCUUUAGCACUUGUACGUGAGCGGAACGCCGAACGAAUUCUGGAACGAGGCGAGCUGCCUGAAGACGAUAUCACAAGCCUUCUGCAUGUCUACUGUAAAGGACUCGCACAGGCACAUCCAGACAUGGUAGCUAUCACGCGACCGGUAAACGAACUCUCUCAGAACCUGUCGUUCAUGAUGGAGAGCCUCUACAAGGCAUCGGUGGCUCUCCAGCGUCAGGACUACUGA